Messenger RNA from Myotis lucifugus (little brown bat), 1219 nucleotides. RefSeq names its product cyclin-dependent kinase 11B-like. The record is from RefSeq and is a predicted model, not a curated record. Lineage: Eukaryota; Metazoa; Chordata; Mammalia; Chiroptera; Vespertilionidae.
AUGCGCGGCUCGCUCAGCGUGUGGGGGGUUGGGUCUGGGCUGCUCUUGCCUGAGGGGGACGCUCUCCUUGCUCCGCAGUCUGAUGACCGCGACUCCAAGCGGGAUUCCCUGGAGGAGGGGGAGCUGAGGGACCACCGCAUGGAGAUCACCAUCCGGAACUCGCCCUACAGGAGGGAGGACUCCAUGGAGGACCGAGGAGAGGAAGAUGACUCCUUGGCUAUCAAACCACCCCAGCAAAUGUCACGGAAAGAAAAAGCUCAUCACAGGAAAGAUGAGAAGAGAAAAGAGAAACGCAAGCACGCCAGAGUGAAGGAGAAGGAGAGAGAGCAUGAGCGCCGGAAGCGGCACCGAGAGGAGCAGGACAAGGCUCGCCGGGAGUGGGAGAGGCAGAAGAGGCGGGAGAUGGCGAGAGAGCACUCCAGGAGAGAGAGGGACCGCCUGGAGCAGCUGGAAAGGAAGCGGGAGCGGGAGCGCAAGCUGCGGGAGCAGCAGAAGGAGCAGCGGGAGCAGAAGGAGCGGGAGCGGCGUGCAGAGGAGCGGCGCAAGGAGCGGGAGGCGCGGAGGGAAGUUUCCGCGCAUCACCGCGCCAUGCGAGAGGACUACGGCGAUAAAGGGAAGGCCAGCCACUGGAGCCGCAGCCCGCCCCGGCCUCCGCGGGAGAGGUUUGAGCUGGGAGACGGCCGGAAGCCAGUGAAAGAAGAGAAGAUGGAAGAGAGAGACCUGCUGUCUGACCUACAAGACAUCAGUGACAACGAGCGGAAGACCAGCUCGGCCGAGUCCUCCUCAGCGGAAUCAGGGUCAGGUUCUGAGGAGGAGGAAGAGGAGGAGGAGGAGGAGGAGGAGGGGAGCAGCAGUGAAGAAUCGGAGGAGGAGGAGGAGGAAGAGGAGGAGGAGGAGGAAGAAGAGGAGACCGGGAGCAACUCUGAGGACGCAUCUGGACAGUCGGCAGAGGAGGUGAGCGAGGAAGAAAUGAGUGAAGACGAAGAGCGAGAGGCUGAGAACCACAUCCUCGUUGUUCCAGAGUCACGAUUCGACCGAGAUUCCGCGGACAGCGAAGAAGGGGAGGAAGAGGUGGGCGAGGGCACCCCCCACAGCACCGCCCUGACCGAAGGCGAGUUCGUGCCCGACUCCCCAGCCCUGUCGCUCGAGCUCAAGCAGGAGCUGCCCAAGUACCUGCCCGCCUGCAGGUCAGGCGCCCGCACGCUGCUCUUCACUGGUC